Molecule: messenger RNA, 1746 nt
Organism: Argiope bruennichi
Lineage: Eukaryota; Metazoa; Arthropoda; Arachnida; Araneae; Araneidae
Product: zinc finger protein 26-like
Exons: 13
Coding region: 1-1746 (581 amino acids)
Biological process (GO): regulation of DNA-templated transcription
Molecular function (GO): RNA polymerase II cis-regulatory region sequence-specific DNA binding; DNA-binding transcription factor activity, RNA polymerase II-specific
Source: RefSeq, a predicted model, not a curated record
AUGUCGCUUCUCCUCUGUCCUUCCAUCACUUCUCCUUAUCCUGAAGAAGGGAUGCGUGUGGAGAAAUGCUCUGAAAGUGGUAUUGAAGUGUACUAUUGUGUGCAUUGCCCAUAUUCUACACCUCACAAAGGAAACUUGAAGGCUCAUUUAAACACUCAUAGUGAUAUUCGUCCAUUUGUAUGCAGUGUGUGCAUGAAAGGCUUCAAACAAAAAUAUACUCUCAAAAAGCAUUUUCGCCUGCACUCUGGAGAAAGACCUUAUAAAUGUGAUGUUUAUCCAGAAGAAGGGAUGUGUGUCGAGAAAUGCUCUGAAAGAGGCUUUGAUGUGUAUUAUUGUGUGCAUUGCUCAUAUUCUACACCUUACAAACACCACUUGAAGAGACACUUAAGCAUUCAUAGUGAUGUUCGUCCAUUUGUAUGCAGUGUGUGCAAGAGAGGUUUCAAACAAAAAGACUAUCUCAGAACGCAUUUUCGCCAGCAUUCUGGAGAGAGACCUUAUAAAUGUGAUGUUUGUGAAAAGAAAUUUGCAAAUCCAGAAGAAGGGAUGCGUGUCGAGAAAUGCUCUGAAAGAGGCUUUGAUGUGUUUUAUUGUCUUCAUUGCUCAUAUUCUACACCUCACAAACACCACUUGAAGACUCACUUAAAUAUUCAUAGUGAUGUUCGUCCAUUCGUAUGCAGUGUAUGCAUGAGAGCUUUUAAACAAAAAGACUAUCUCAGAAAGCAUUUUCGCCUGCAUUCUGGAGAGAGACCUUAUAAAUGUGAUGUUUGUUUUGAACAAGUAUCCUUAUAUCCAGAUGAAUGCUGUGAAUGUGGCUUUGAGGUGUAUUAUUGUGUGUAUUGCUUAUUUUCUACGCUUUGUUUGGAACAAGUAUCCUUAUAUCCAGAAUGGGUUCGUGUGGAGAAAUGCCCAGAAAGAGGCUUUGAUGUGUAUUAUUGUGGGCAUUGCUCAUAUGCUACACCUUUCAAAUCAAAAUUUAAAGUCCACUUUAACACUCAUAAUGAUGGACGUCCAUUCAUAUGCACUGUGUGCAUGAGAGGUUUCAGACAAAAACACACUCUCAAAAAACAUUUUCGCCGGCACUCUGGAGAACGACCUUAUAAAUGUGAGGUAGAUCUAAGUAGUUGUCUUGUGGAAGUGAUAGUAAUUAGAGUAAAACUGACUAAUAUCCAGAAGAAGGGAUGCGUGUUGAGAAAUGCUCUGAAAGAGGUUUUGAUGUGUUCAUAUAUUAGAGACAAAAAUACUGCUGUUACAGAGAUUGGUUUUAUGUCCAUUCAUGCCUGUCCAUACUGCCGCUAUGUUACUCCAAACACAGGUUGUCUCAAGAGACACCUUCGGACUCACAGCGGUGAAGAAUUAUUAGGUGCGAAAAUAGUCAUCCACGACGGUGUUCCUAUUUAUCAUUGCUUACAUUGUUCUUAUAGUACACCUUAUAAGUGGAAUUUGAAAACACAUAGACUUAUACAUUCUGGCGAGCGUCCCUUUGCUUGUUCUAUAUGUUCGAAUCUGAGGGAUAAAAGUGCCGUUGUUCCAGAUGUCGUUUCUUUCCUCCGUGCUUGUCCUCAUUGUUCCUAUGUCACACCAAGCACGGGAUGCCUGAACAGACAUCUUCGUACUCACAGCGGCGAGCGACCUUUCACUUGCAAAAUAUGCUUCAAAUCCUUCUCACAAAAGAGCAAUCUCCGGAGGCAUUUCCUGAUACACAUCAAGCCUCCUACGCAGUCAAAUCUAAAUGAAGGUGAAUUGUAA